Messenger RNA from Oncorhynchus keta (chum salmon), 763 nucleotides. Its product is annotated as microsomal glutathione S-transferase 1-like. Lineage: Eukaryota; Metazoa; Chordata; Actinopteri; Salmoniformes; Salmonidae. The transcript has 4 exons. The coding region runs from base 174 to 641 and encodes 155 amino acids. Gene Ontology annotation, molecular function: glutathione transferase activity. The record is from RefSeq and is a predicted model, not a curated record. Gene Ontology annotation, cellular component: mitochondrion; membrane.
GUAGAUCCGCAGACCUGGCGGAAGUCCAAAUAUUCGCCCCCUUUUUUUUCUUCUGAAACUGCCUGAACAACCCGCCCACAUCGGCGCAGUCUAACAGGCUGGUACUUUUCCUUGGCUCCGAGUCAAAACCAAAGACCAAGUUUCUUGAAAAGCGGGACUCGAACCCAACAGCCAUGGCUGAGCUAACUCAUAUGAUAGACAGCGAGGUGUUCCUGGCCUUCUCUACCUACGCCACUGUCGUCGUCCUCAAGAUGAUGCUGAUGUCUCCUAUGACUGGAUACUUCCGCAUCACGAGAAAGGCAUUUGCUAACCAGGAGGACACCAGUCUGGCCUCCUCGACAGGGGACAAGAAGAAGCUGGUCAGGGUGGAUCCUGAUGUGGAGAGAGUACGAAGAUGCCACCAGAACGACCUAGAGAACAUCAUCCCGUUCAUAGUGAUUGGUCUGCUGUAUACCCUGACGGGGCCCGACCUCUCCGCUGCUCUGCUCCACUUCCGGGUGUUUGUCGGUUCCAGGCUCUUCCACACGGUGGCCUACCUCCUCCCCCUGCCCCAACCCAGCAGAGCUGCGGCCUUCCUCAUCGGACUGGUCACCACCAGCUCUAUGGCCUAUAGGGUUCUGAUGACUGCGCUUUAUCUGUAGAGGCUUGAGGGGGACACACACACACACACACACACACACACACACACACACACACACACACACACACACACACACACACACACACACACACACACACACACACACACACACACACACACACA